UUGAUGAAGAAACUCACCUAUAACGUCAUUUUUAGGGAUUUGCUAUGCUUGGUGGUGGUGUGGCAGGUUCAGUGACCGUUUUAAUAGUCAAGUAUACUAUUCAUGAUCUGACGCCUUUGGAUUAUUAUUUGGGGAUUAUGGAGGUCAUCCAAUGCACUCUCAUCAUGAUGAGUACGGCUUUGCUUUGGGUUUCUCAGCAACCGCAAGAUCAAUAUCAUUACAUUUAAGAUGUAACCUUCAAGGAAUGCAUCACCGAUCAUGAAAAUAGCGCUCAUUCCUUUCCGUCACUUGCUGUGUUGUUGGACAUUCAACCCUUUUUUUCUCUUUUUAUCGUUCUCUCUUUUUGCUUUGGGUGGGUCCAAAUCAGCCUCUUUUUUUUAUAUAUACAUAUCUAUUAUCAUUUUAUCUCAAGAGAAAAAAAGAAAUAUACCUUUGUCAUUCCCCAUGUUCUAUUUCUUGCGCGCUCCGUUUUUACAGACUGCCAUUAUUGUGUUCCUGUGCUUGCCUAGAAUUGAUGCUUACACGACGGUGCGUCCUUCGGUAUCACACGCGCAUCGUGUCACUGGGUAUGGAUGGGUUCAUAAACCUUCCGUUUCUGCGAAAGUGUGGUCGUCAAUCCUUGAUCGGCUGCGUGGCGUCACGGCAACACGGACCAUAUUCACCCCCACCGCGACACCCACAAGUAAUCUGGAAAAUACGUUGAAGCAGUACUUCAAAGUCCCAGAGUGUUAUCAAGGAAAAGGGCCGAGUGCCAAGUUUUCGCAAUACUGGAUUCCUAAAGAAAACGAAUGGGAUGAAGAUGAAGAUGGGCAACGCCUCUUUUUGGGAGGCGAAGAUACCAAAGUCCCCAUUAAAAGCAAGCAUGGUGAAACCCUAGCCAUGGUACCCCGUAAUUUGCGAUCCAAAUGUAAUAUGGAAGGCACAUGCUUAUUAAAGAACGGUUACUUGCUCGGAUUGUCCGAUGAGACUGGCACCUUUGAUGUCAUUGGUCCAGCGAACCGAACGGACGCUUACUUUGGUCAUGGUUCAGAAGAUCAGAACUUGGUACCUUUUGUGAGUGUGGCUGCCAAUGAUUUACCCAACGGGCUCACGCUUUAUAUCCCGGAAUUGGAUGGUAUGCCUUUGGGCAUUGCCGGAGGUGAAUCGCAUCGACACAAUGGUUGCGUACGUGUUGAUGAUGGCGGUUGGUCUUUUGGCGGGUGUCAGCUUGAUUUCUUUGUCGUGACUUAUGUCGAUUAUCUGUGGCUUCAUCUUCCCGAAUCAGUCUCGCCCAAAGUGACCGAUUGCACCAUCCUAGACUACACUUCAACUGCGCAUUUGGCCUAUGUUGGAGCUAGCUUGGAGCACCAUCGGAAAGUCACUCACACCGGUCCACCAAGUGAAUCGCAUCCUAGAAUAGGGAUCCCUCAACCUCAACCUUGGCGUCAACCUCCUCGUCAACCUCCUCGUCAACGUCAGCCUUUGCGUCAACCUCAACCUUUGCGUCAACCUCCACCUUUGCGUCAACCUCCACCUUUGCGUCAACCUCAACCUUUGCGUCAACCUCAACCAUUGCGUCAACCCCAACCGUUGAAUCACCGUCAACAGCAUUCACAUCCCCAUUUACACCCCCAACUGAAAUCACAUGCAUAUUCAUAUUCAUAUCCAUAUCCAUAUCCAUAUCCACAACCAUCACUACAAGCAUUACGACCAUCCUCGCAACCAUCCUUGCAAACAAUCCAGCAUUUAUUUUAAAAUCAUCUUUGGAAAAUUCAAGUUGCAACUGGCGAUGUUCGAGAAAAAUCUUCCGAACAGAAGCAAUGUUGGCAGAAAGUACAAUAUUUUCUCAAUUAGAAAAAGAAACCACAAGGUAGUAAUGACACAAGUCACAGCACGGC
Radiomyces spectabilis is the source of this 1877-nucleotide messenger RNA. RefSeq lists its product as uncharacterized. Bases 259 to 1734 code for a protein of 491 amino acids. NCBI's taxonomy places the organism in Eukaryota, Fungi, Mucoromycota, Mucoromycetes, Mucorales, Radiomycetaceae. The record is from RefSeq and is a predicted model, not a curated record. The transcript is spliced from 5 exons.